Molecule: messenger RNA, 791 nt
Organism: Rhipicephalus sanguineus (brown dog tick)
Lineage: Eukaryota; Metazoa; Arthropoda; Arachnida; Ixodida; Ixodidae
Product: protein obstructor-E
Exons: 5
Coding region: 84-761 (225 amino acids)
Cellular component (GO): extracellular region
Molecular function (GO): chitin binding
Source: RefSeq, a predicted model, not a curated record
CGCACCACUUUCCCUUGAGAGAGAGAGGACAAACGGAGCAACGGGAUUGUCGCCAAGCUGAGAGCGCCGACAGCUUCGAGCGAAUGAUGGUCCCUAUCGUGGUCUUCGUGGCCCUCGCGUCGCUUGCCGGUGCCGUCCCAUUCGUGGUGGAACCGCGGCACUGCCCGGACCCGGGCCUGCUGGCUUGGCCUCACCCGACAGCUUGCGACCGUUACACCCGCUGUGAGAACGGCACAGUCACCGAGGAGGUAUGCCCCAACGGACUUCUUUUCGACCCCAACGGAGGAAUCUAUGACUUCUGCAACUACAACUGGCGUGUGGACUGCGGGGACCGCAUCGAAAAGCCGGGUCCCAUUCCUUCACCUGACUGCCCGUGGCAAUUUGGAAUCUUUCCCAGCGGCAGUUGCUUGCAGUACUUCAAGUGCGAGUUUGGGCUCGCCAACUUGACCAAUUGUGAACCAGGACUUGCGUAUGACGAUGUCACACACUCCUGCAACUGGCCGGACCUAGUCGACGGAUGUGACUCUGAAGCGAUCGUGGGAUUCCGGUGCCCGGACAAGGUGACCGGUCCUGGUGCAAAGUUCUACCCGUACCCACGCUAUCCGCAUCCGGCCGAUUGCACGCGCCUUAUUACCUGCGUCAACGACAAGCCACGUCUCAUCAGCUGCGGAUACGGCAAGGCCUUCAGUCACUACAGUUACACUUGCGAAGACGCCGCAAAUGUGCCCGACUGCCCUCUUGCCCACUUCCAGAAGAAGUGAAGAGCCUCCUGCAAAAGAGCAGUUCCACCU